Saccostrea echinata is the source of this 1104-nucleotide messenger RNA. Its product is annotated as nematocin receptor 2-like. Gene Ontology annotation, cellular component: membrane. Gene Ontology annotation, biological process: neuropeptide signaling pathway. The transcript has a single exon. NCBI's taxonomy places the organism in Eukaryota, Metazoa, Mollusca, Bivalvia, Ostreida, Ostreidae. Bases 1 to 1104 code for a protein of 367 amino acids. The record is from RefSeq and is a predicted model, not a curated record. Gene Ontology annotation, molecular function: neuropeptide receptor activity.
AUGGAGAACAAGACGUUUGAUCUAGAUGAUUGGAACGAAGAGUAUAUCAAACGAUACACCGCAAGCACUGUUAUUCUAUCAAUUUAUCUCCUUUUUGGUGUUGUCGGGAACCUAACUGUUUUGAUUAUUUAUUCUACCAAGAUGCAUUCAAAGCAGGAUGACAGAUACUUCAUACCUUUUCUUGCUGGUGUGGAUUUUGUUGGAUGUGUCGUUUCAACCUCAGAAAUUUUGAUUGAAAACAAUGAACCAUACAAAUAUCCGGGUAACUUUACGUGCAAAUCUCUACAUAUGUCGGCUUGUGCAUCCAUUGUCUCAUCCACCUUCAUGUUACUAGUGAUAGCAAUACAAAGAUACCAGAAGAUAUGUCGCACAUUUGGAUUUCAGAUGAAUUUGUCAUUUAAACGUAUCGCCGCUUCACUUAUAAUUUCGCUUGCAUGCGGCUUCGCUUUGCCAAUUACAUUUCUAUAUGGAAUCGUAGAAGUCUAUCACCCAACGAAGAAUAUAACUGGUUUUCGCUGUGGUCCAGUGCCAAAUACCGACACAUUUCGAGAAAUCUAUCAGGGUAUAAUAAUUACAGCUGAGGCAUCCUCCGUGAUUUGCAUGUCUGUUCUCUACGCUUUGGUUGGGUAUACGUUGGUUAAAAAAAUGAAAUACCCAAAGAAAAGCACUCAUUCAGUUGCAUUGAAAUCUAUCCCGUCAAGUAAAGUUGAGAAAAGUACAGAAGAGACAGAAACCUUCGACACUAUCACUGAAACUAAAACAAUCGAAAACAUGGAAAGCAAAAAAAAGUCAAAAUGUCCUCCAAAAACCAAAAGAUCUAAAGGUCUCACUGGUAAACAAUAUUCCUUGAUGUUCAUGGUAAUAUCUCUUGUCAGCAUUCUGUGUUUCUUCCCACCUUGGAUAUUUAUGAUUCUAGAAACUCAAGACAAAACAUUCUGGAAUCACUUAUCCUUUCAAGAGGCCCAAGUAUUCAAUAUCAUAAGAGGGAUGUUUAUUCUCAACUUCGUGGUAAAUCCGUUUAUUUACGGUUUUUUCGACUCAAAGUUUCGUGGAAAAAUUUUAGAGUGUUUGGUCUCUCUGAAGAGGUUUAUUGUAACUUCGUAA